AUGCCUGCCACAAGGCCUGGUGCGCCAGGACAGUCGUCCACAACCUCUAAUGCCUAUUUCCACGACUUGAGCGAGGCCUCGGCGGCCAACAGCGAGGCCUCCGAGUCGGAGCGCGACGGCAGUGAGGUCUUUGACGAGCAGGACGGCGACCUUUCCGAUCUCGACGACCGGCUGGCGAAGCAGUCGGGCGGCGGCGGCGGGGCGUCGUGCUCCGCCGGCGGCGACCCGAGCGGGCUGCCGCUCUCCGUUCGCCGGCCCGGGUUCGCUGCUCGGCUCGGCUUCUCCAGCAAAGCCACCGCUCGGGCCUCUUUCGAAAGCAGAGGUGGAGAGCGGGUCGGCUGGAGCGGGGGCUUGUUGUCUUGGGCGCGGGCACAGUGGUCGGUGCAAUGUGAUUUUGAUUUUGAGGCUUUCGGAGGCUUUGGAAAGGAGGUUCGCAGCACCCUGAGGGAGGCGGCGAACCAGCUGAGCAACAAACUUUCGCACGCUCAGCACCUGGACGAGGUCACAUGGACCACCAAGAACUGGCACGGGCUGCAGAUGCAGCGCUUGUCUGUCGUCCUCCACACCGCCGUGGCGUGGCAGACGGUGAACGAGCUAGCGUGCGGGGAGAGCGGCAUUGUGCAUGGUGCGGAGUGCAUUGCCGUUCUUAACGGAGUCGCUUAG
Messenger RNA from Emiliania huxleyi CCMP1516, 663 nucleotides. RefSeq lists its product as hypothetical. The transcript is spliced from 4 exons. Bases 1 to 663 code for a protein of 220 amino acids. The record is from RefSeq and is a predicted model, not a curated record. Lineage: Eukaryota; Haptophyta; Isochrysidales; Noelaerhabdaceae.